CAUGAAAUGAAGCGCACUGUCAAGAAGACCUCCGCUGAAAUCGUGCGCUUGAGUACAUUGACAAUCUGGGUGUGUCGUUGUCUAGGAAGCUAAAGCCAUUGUGCGCUUCCAUUGGUUUGAAGGGGAGCUUUGAGUUCCUCUGCCAGCAGUCAUCCAGCACAGACGCUCCCCCGGUCGCCCCCAACGGAAUUGCAUAACCUUGCUCCUUCUCAGUCUUGGCGCCGCUUUGAAUUUUGCAAUCAGCUUUGUUGCAAUGGACGGCGGCAGCCGCCGCGGGAGUCGGCAGGGCAUGGACCCCAUUGUGCGGCGAGUUGGUUUUGUUACUCCCGGCACAGAGCCUGAGAUCCCUCUCCAACAAGUAGUUUUGAACGGGCCCGGCCAGAGCUCCCCCGCUCCCGUGAUCAUCCCCCCCCGCCCGAUCAUCGCUUCAUCGACCCUUUCCCAGGAAAUAAACUCCAAAACGACCGCAGCGCUCAAGACCGUUACCGUGGAUGCCCUCAAGAACGCCAACAUUGAAGCGAGCAGGGUUUCGGAGGACUUGACACUGUCUUCUUCGUUUGGGGGCAGCGACAGGAGCGGCGGGGAGGCGGUGUCAGAGGUCCCGGCGAGUUUGUCUACUGUGACCACCAUGGUGCGCCAGGUCAGCAUUGCGUCAGCGUCGGUGCCGGCCGGCGGGUUUGCAGGGCCGUCCGUGGGGUUGACACCAGCGCCAAUUGCCGCCUCCGUCUCUGAGAAGGCCGCAAUCGGCGGUGUCAAGGAGAAGCCGAAGACGACCAGGGCGGAACGGAAGGCAAUUCAAGAGGCGCAAAGGGCGGCCAAAGCUGCGGCGCAGGGGGGCGGGAAAGCUCCGAGCGUAAAAGGGAGCGUGGCAGGAGGUGGGGAUGAGAAGAAGGGGGGAGGCAAGCCGGCAGAGCCAAAGACGCCAAAGGCUACGCCCCGGCGAGAGGGAUCCCUCGCCGGGUCUGAAAAGAAGCCCCCCGUUCCAGCCGUUCGGAUGCAGUUCGACGACAAGGACCGCGUCGCCAAGGCCACCAAGAAGAACAUUGUCGAGCAGACGGAGACGAAGAACCGCGUCGAGCUCUUCCGGCACCUGCCGCAGUACGUGCACGGCAGCCAGCUCCCGUCGGCCGAGGCCAAGUUCUUCCGAGUGCAGGAGCCGGGUCACCCGCACCCCGCGGUUUAUCAGGUCGGCCUCCGGUAUUUGACUGGCGACAUCGUCGGUGCCAACGCGCGCUGUGUAGCCAUGCUGCUCGCGUUCGCAGAAAUGAUCCGCGACUACAGCACGCCCCCUCAAAAGACUCUGGUUCGAGACUUGACUGCCAAGAUCAACUCCCACGUGCAAUUCCUGACGACGUGCCGGCCGCACGCGGUCAGCAUGGGCAACGCGAUCAAGCUGCUCAAGACGCGGAUACUCAAGCUGCCGGGCCACUUCACGGAAGCGGAAGCAAAGAAGUCGCUUAUAGAAGACAUCGACAAGUUUAUACAAGAGAAGAUUGUGUUUGCGGACAAGGUCAUUGUGGACCACGCAGUGGAGAAGAUCCGGGAGGGUGACGUCGUGCUGACGCAUGGGCAUAGUCACGUGGUCGAGAAGAUUUUGGAAGCGGCACACGCGCGCGGCAAGAACUUCCGGGUGGUAGUGGUUGACUCACGGCCACGACUGGAAGGAAAAGCCCUCUUACGGCGGCUGCUCCAAAAAGGGCUCAAGUGCACGUACACCCACGUGAACGGCCUGUGCUACAUAAUGCAAGAAGUGGACCGGGUCUUCCUCGGAGCCGCGACCGUCUUAGCAAACGGUGUCGUCGUCUCGCGUGCCGGCAGCGCGGCUACUGCUAUGGUUGCGCACGCCUACAGUGUCCCCGUUCUCAUUUGCUGCGAAACGUACAAGUUCCACGAACGAGUGCAAUUAGACUCCAUCUGCUCCAACGAGCUAGGCAACCCCGAGGCUUUGGUGGACGUUCCCGGGCGGAAAGAGCUGACGGAGCUCCAAGGCUGGGACAAGAACGACAACCUGCAACUGCUGAAUCUGACGUAUGACGCCAUGCCGGCGGACUACGUCGCCAUGAUCAUCACCGAGCUCGGCCUGAUCCCGCCAACAAGCGUCCCCGUCAUUUUGCGAGAAUACAGAAAAGAAUCAAACGCGCUCGAGCUGCUGUGAACCCGCUCCUCGGACUCCGCAUAGGAGUCCACCUUUUUGUUUCUUGUGUACAGUACCUUGUAAUAAGCCGGACGAAGAAGAACCGGCUUUCGGCUUCAAUGCUGUCAUAGUGCGUUUGACAGAAAUACGUGAAGAAGUGUCGUU
Klebsormidium nitens is the source of this 2299-nucleotide messenger RNA. Lineage: Eukaryota; Viridiplantae; Streptophyta; Klebsormidiophyceae; Klebsormidiales; Klebsormidiaceae. The record is from the annotation of a GenBank genome assembly.